CUCGCAGGUGCGAGCCCGAGGAGCAGGUAAGAGUCGCACGGAGGCGGCGGUAGUGGUGGUGGUGGCUCUGGCGUUGGUGUUUGACACAGAGAGGACGAAGAGCGGCGGCACACGAUGUCGGAGAGCAGCGGCACUCGCGUGUGCUUCGAGGCGGGCGCUGAAGAGGAAGGCGAGUGCGAGGAGGAGGAGGAGGAUGCCGGGGCAGGCGCGCCGGGCCGCAGGCAGGGCAAGGUGACGGUGAAGUACAACCGGCGUGAGCUGCAGCGCCGCCUCGACCUGGAGGGCUGGGUGGACGAGAGGCUCACGCAGCUCUACGCCUGCCCCGAGGAAGAGAUGCCAGAGCUGGAAAUUGACAUCGACCAUCUCCUGGAGCUCAACACGGAUGAGGAGAGGGCGGAGCAGCUACGGGAAAUCUUACAGGCAUGCGCCAACAGCCCAGAGGGGUUCAUCGCGGAUCUGCUGUCGAGCCUCAAAGGGAUGAAGAAACUCAACAACGGCAGUCGGAAGUGAUGGCUCCCUGGGCUUCUACGGUCAAGUAGCUCACCCCCAGACUACAAGAAGCCUUUCGUUAAUGCGAAUGACGAACUCGUUGGGCGAAUGGGCUUUUACAAGUAACCGGAGUUGUCGCUUUAGUGGCUGGAAACUAUGCAAACCCCGCAAGUCUGGCAUGCGAGAGGUGCCUUUUUGUUACCUGGGCUUGUGCUUCGUGUGCGUUGUGAGCCUUGGGUUUCGCACGCCGGCUAAGGGAGAGCAUGCUGGGUGCCGUGUGGAUGCGUUCCAAAGCGGUGGGUUAUUCUUGAACAUCGGUCUUUGGGGUUCCGGAAUAUUAAUGCUGUAGUUACACUUUUGCAUUUUGCAACGGUGGUUUUAACGUUUUGGUUCGGUCACAGCACGGAAUAGACAAUUGUGUAGCACGUGGUGCUGAGCCGUCUCGAGCACAACGUAUACAUUUGUAACUGGUUAACGUUAAUGAAUAAUAAAUCCGUUUUAACGACACUCGGACAACGGUAAUGGUACGCAAGUUACUUAAUCGUGUUACAAAAUGUAUAGCUUUAAAUGAGACCGAAAUCUUUUACGUUUAGCAGCAGGUAGCAAUGUGUGCGAUGGCUUUUCGUGUUAAAUGCAUGUCGGUGUUGACUUGUGUCGAUCGGUCUAUUUAUAACGUAACGAUGUGCGCAUGACCCCGAGACCAGAUGUGUGGUUCCACGGUGGGGAUCUGCCUCACCACGUAGCAACGAUCACGUGGUGCACCCUCGCGAGGUUGUACAGUAAAACCUUGGAUUGCGAGUAACUUGGUCUGCGAGUGUUUUGCAAGACGAGUAAUUUUUAAAAAUAAAUAUUAAUUUGAUAAACGAGCGAGGUCUUGCAAUACGAGUAGUACGUAUAUACGCUUUGUCUGCCGAGCGUCACGUGAUCACAACUGAUAUACGAGUGCUUUGGAUUACAAACACGUUUCCAGAACGAAUUAUGCUCGCAGUCCAAGGUUUUGCUGUACUCCUUACCUCCACUAGAGUAGUGGUGAUGAUGGCGAUGAUUGGAAGCUCUGCUGCUUUUUUCAAUUGAGCUUUGCCCCCAGCGAGUGGGAACAAAUAUGACCCAAUCAACUUAUAAGCUUCUCAUAUCUUGGGAGCUGAAUAGAGUUGAGCCUGGUUAAUAUUUGACAUGGAUGGAAUACACCAGGGUUUUCCAGGUGUUGUUGGCUUGGGGCUGUGAGAUCGUAAGGAGUUGGCAGUGUUUUAUCUCCUUGUAUAACAUUCCCUGUUGAUUUUCUGGUGUUUUUUUUCCCUACAUGCCACUCAAUCAUUUAUGGAACUGGCCAAACAUCCCAAUGGAGGACCCUCCUGUAAAAUGUCCAUAGUGGUUAUGAUCUUCUUGGGUAAAAUAUUGGCAUGAGUACAUUUAAAAAUAUCAUCUGUUUUGUCAUUCCCAGCCACUAAAGCCGGUGGCUGCCUGUAAUGUGAUGCAGAGGCCUGCACUGACGUUUUUUCAUUGUGCAUGUUGGAUAUAUGUCAUGGAAAGGCCCACACAUUUUAAAGAGGUGCAACGAGUAAGCACGGCAAAGUCCCGCGGACACUAAUCACAAGGCAUCAAGUCUGCAUCAACCACGCGUGCAUGUGGUAAAAAAACGCAAACAAAUAUGCGUUGAUAAUGUAUGCACUCUCCCUGCAACUGGUUGGGUCUGCACCGGAGGCAGACUGUUUUAUGACGAAAGGCCGCCCAAAGGCGAGCAGUUACAAGGAGUAAGCAAACACCAAAGCAUUCAUAGCUGGGUUUAAGCAGUUAUAGCUAUAGGGACCCCCAUUCACCAGUAUAAAUACUCCUGUACAGCAGCAAGGGUAAAUCGAUAUUUUAUGAUUUGAUGUCUUGAUACUAUUAACUACUUUUAUUCUACCAGCAAAGGCCCACUGAGCUAUAUAGCUAUUUUUCAGAAGCGACCUGGCCACAAAUGAUAGCUCAACGAAGUGGCUUAUCAUGUGGAAAUGUACAGCAGCCAAAUACUCUAAACGCAUGUUUCUAAAUGUAGAGGGGAAAACCUGGAGGACCCAGAGAAGCAGCCACGCGACCACGGGGAGAACAUGCUAACCCCAAAUAUCCAGGCAUAAGGGUUGGGAUUGAACCCACGACCUGUACAACAGGCAAGGUAAUUAACAUCUUGCCACCGUGGCAUACUGGAGAAAGGGUCCCAUAAUUACGAUCAGUCCUUGUUGACACGUACCUAGGCUAUGUCCUGAGCUUUCUCACAAGUUUGAAGAAUUGUUCACGUGAAAAACAACUUUAAAGUUGUGAUCAGGCAUAAUUUGUACUGUAUUACAAUGCAUGGAGGUGAUGUUACGACAUUGUUAUAAUGGUACGCAGGUGUAAUGUCAGUUCCUUUUCAUUAAUGAAGCUUUAAACUCGUGUCAGACAGCCCAGGGUACAUAGGCAAAGUCAAUAUAUACCAGUUGGGUUUUUUGUUGUGUAAACAAUAAAACAGGUUCCUGCUCUUA
Lethenteron reissneri (Far Eastern brook lamprey) is the source of this 2987-nucleotide messenger RNA. RefSeq names its product protein phosphatase 1 regulatory subunit 14B-like. Lineage: Eukaryota; Metazoa; Chordata; Hyperoartia; Petromyzontiformes; Petromyzontidae. Gene Ontology annotation, molecular function: protein serine/threonine phosphatase inhibitor activity. Gene Ontology annotation, biological process: regulation of phosphorylation. Gene Ontology annotation, cellular component: cytoplasm. The record is from RefSeq and is a predicted model, not a curated record.